Molecule: messenger RNA, 741 nt
Organism: Nezara viridula (southern green stink bug)
Lineage: Eukaryota; Metazoa; Arthropoda; Insecta; Hemiptera; Pentatomidae
Source: the annotation of a GenBank genome assembly
AUGGCGAUCGGACAUAGAAGGGAAACUAGAGGAACCGCACCCAAGAGUGGCGCAUACCGCAAGCGGCACUCUAUAUCGAUCCAAGGUCACCGCACCCGACUCCUGCUCCUGUCUUCUCUCAGGCGGCAAAGGAUACACUCUGGAGGAUGGACUCACCCGGAUAUUGAAGUUGUCGUUUCUGACGAGACAGAUCAAGCAGAUGUGAACGGACAAUUUAUGCAGACAAUUGAAUUCGGCGAUCCGCCUACACAACAAAGACAGACGAGACGAAAUGGAUGUUGUGAAUCAUCGUCCUUGGAUUUUGGUGGCCACUUCAAUUUUUCCCGAUCCUUUUGUGUCCUGUCUGACAAAAGAGCUACUCCUGUUUGGCGCCUUCUCAUCCACUCCAGAGGAGCUAAUGAAGGAGACAUCUUACCGGAUUCGAACUCGGUUAGAUCAGUCGUUGUCGGAUUUAAAGAAAGCGAAGAGGAAGGAAGGGAAGAGAGGUUUAAAGAGCAGAAGCAGCAGCGAAGACGGAGAGGACCAAGGGCAGGCCUUGAGCGAGGUUCUCCACCCCAGACUGGAAUGCCUCAAUACAAUGGAUAUCGCUGGAACACACACAAGAUCGCCGACUCGGAAAAAACCCUUACGCCACGACCGGACCCAUACAAAUGGCGCCAUGACCUUGCUGUAGAACAGUCAAUAAUCCCGCGCGCGGGAAGGCCUUGGGUUUUGGCGGGAGAACGAAGAGGGCGGGAGUAG